UGCGUGUGCGCGCAGCGCGGCGCCGUCUGCGGCUCCGACGGCCGCUCCUACCCCAGUGUCUGCGCGCUGCGCCUGCGCGCCCGGUACGCGCCCCGCGCGCACCCCGGCCACCUGCACAAGGCGCGCGAUGGCCCCUGCGAAUUUGCCCCCGUGGUUGUCAUUCCACCCCGGAGUGUCCACAAUGUCACUGGGGCACAGGUGUACCUGUCCUGUGAGGUGAGGGCUGUGCCCACCCCUGUUAUCACGUGGAGGAAGGUCACACAGUCUCCUGAGGGGACUCAGGUGCUAGAGGACCUGCCUGGGGACCACGUCAAUGUCGCUGUCCAGGUGCGAGGGGGCCCUUCUGACCACGAGGCCACAGCCUGGAUCUUGAUCAACCCUCUGAGGAAGGAAGAUGAGGGAGUGUACCUGUGCCAUUCAGCGAACGCCGUUGGGGAGGCGCAGUCCCACGGCACGGUGACAGUUCUGGACCUGAGUAAAUACAAAGCCCCCCACUUCCCAGCUCCAGACGACCGCAUGUGAUGGAGCAGUGCACAUGCUCUAAGUCAUUUUCGGGUCUUAGAAACACUGCUGACAGGAUGUUGGAAAAUCAAGUCAUGGAUCCUUUGUUUUCCAUGAAGAGUUGGAGAAACUGUUUGUAGAUGACCCCCUUUGUACGUUUUCACAAAUUAGAUGCAAACUAGAUUCGUAUGCAGAUGUAGUUUUUAGCCGGGCAAGGAUUGGGAAACCAGACUGCAUGUGACUUUUUUAUACUUUUGAAAUGAACUGCUCCGUGAGAAUUCUUUUUUAACUCCCUCCCAGGGAAGGUCACCUGGUGGUGUAUUUGUUCAUUCUAGAGGGGCUGGAACAAGGCCUGUGUCUGCCUUGCGUCUUUACCUCAUUUGUCUGUGACUGACUCGCGAAGCUCUGUGUAAACUUAGUGUGUGUUGUAGGAGGAGGGAGAGAGUUCACCUCCAUCCUCUGCCUGCUCUCUGACUUGCUGUGACCUGGAUAGGCCCCUCCCCAUUCUGGGCCUUUGUCUCUUGACCUGGGAGUAUGGCAUUUGGACUAGAUGUUACUGUGUCACUUAAAGCCCUGCCAUCCCAGAGUAAGACAGCCCUUUGGAAAAAAUACAGGAAGUGUAGUCUUGGCAUUCCUUUUCAGAACAGCUCCAAGCAGCUGCCAUUGCUUCAUUCCAGGGUGGGUGUGGAGCUGGCCGCAGCUCUUCCAUUUCUGCCAUUUUCCCAUGUUUAAGAGAUGGGGUUCUAGAUGGGACACCUUACCAGGCUCAGGAGCCCCUUGGCUGGGUGCUUGGGGACCAAGAUGUCCCUUUGCCAACAAGCCCAGCAUUCUCUAACCAGGUAAGCAGUAGACACCUGGCUUCUGGACAUCAAACUGAAGAAAUGGGGUCAGAUGCUUCUUCCUCUGAGCUGUGAGAUCGGAGUAUGAAUGCAUUUUACUUAGAGAUGUUUUGACCUCACCUAGGAAUUAGGUUUUCUUUCUUUCUGUUCCUUCUUCUGUUUCUUUUAUUUCUUUCC
This is a messenger RNA of Suricata suricatta (meerkat), 1517 nucleotides long. It is a transcript of the gene IGFBPL1, whose product is annotated as insulin like growth factor binding protein like 1. Gene Ontology annotation, molecular function: insulin-like growth factor binding. The transcript is spliced from 5 exons. Gene Ontology annotation, cellular component: extracellular region. Lineage: Eukaryota; Metazoa; Chordata; Mammalia; Carnivora; Herpestidae. Gene Ontology annotation, biological process: regulation of cell growth; regulation of signal transduction. The record is from RefSeq and is a predicted model, not a curated record. The annotation marks the transcript as partial.